GGAGGAUGAGGGGACUGUGUUUACUUUUGUCCUCUGUGCCUGCUCUGCCAGACUGGCUGGGAAACGACAGCAAAGGGGAGGAGGAAGGAGGAAGACCCUGUCUGGACGAGCAAGAGGCAACAGGCUGAUUCUGAAUGGUGAUGAGGGUGUGGUCGUGGGAACAGUGCGGGGAGACGGGCGUGGUCCUGCUGGGUUUCCUGACGCUGGCAAUGUCUGUGGGGAACCUGUCCACCAGGGGCCUGCAGGUGCACCACACACAGGAGGACGGCGUGGCGUCCAACAGUCUUGAGGAGGAGCUGGAGGUGACCACGUACUGGUGGGGGGAGUGGGCCAAGUGGACAGCCUGCACUCGUGCCUGUGGAGGGGGAGUGAUGUCACAGGAGAGACACUGCCUCAAACAGCGAAAGAAAGUUGCUGCAGGGAAAGACAACAUGACCUGCACAGGAACUGCUAAGAAAUAUCAUCUCUGCAACACUAAAGAAUGUCCUGCCACUGGGAGGAGCUUCAGAGAGGAGCAGUGCUGGUCCUUCAACUCACAGCUUUACAAUGGGAGGAACUACCAGUGGAAACCUCUGUAUCCUGAUGACUACGUUCACAUCUCCAGUAACCCCUGCGACCUCCACUGCACCACGACCGAUGGCCAGAGGCAGCUGAUGGUGACGGCACGAGACGGCACUUCAUGCAAGUACAGCAGUUACCGCGGCGUCUGUGUGGACGGUAAGUGUGAGCCAAUCGGAUGUGACGGAGUACUGUUUUCCUCGAACACCUUGGAUAAGUGUGGAGUCUGUCAGGGGGACGGCAGCAGCUGCAGCAGAGUCACUGGAAACUUCCGCCGUGGGGCCACGACUCUGGGUUACUCUUUUAUCACUCAAAUCCCUGAAGGAUCAUGGGACAUCCAGAUCAUUGAGAGGAAGAAGUCGGCCGAUGUUCUAGCUGUGACCGACCAGGCGGGCAACUUCUUCUUUAAUGGCGGCUACAAGGUGGACACUCCUCAGAACUUUCACGCAGCAGGUGCCGUCUUCAAGUACCGCCGGCCCAUGGAUGUUUAUGAGACCGGGAUCGAGUACAUUGUCGCCAAAGGCCCCAUCGACCAGGCCAUCAAUAUUCUGGUGUGGAACCAGAACGGUCGCACACCGUACAUCACAUACGAAUACACCGUCCUCCGAGACUCCCUGCCACCCGUCCCACCUCCUCCCGUCUACACCGGGUCAGACACCUCAGCCGGAGAGGUUUCUGUUGAGGUAGGGGGGCCGAUGGCCCCUAACAGCAGUAUUUAUGACCAGGCGGCCCCUGAGAGCCAGUUGGAGCCGGGAGAUGGGCAGAAAGGCCAAGAGACCAACGAGGUGUAUGAGGAGACAGCGGCCAUCGACUGCGACCAGGACGGAGCAGCUGCCCCAAAAUUUACAGAGGGAAACAGCAGCCAUGCAGGCAGCACUGCCAACCCUGCCUCUGCUGGUGGACCCCUGGAUACAGGACCAGACUCCCCAAACCUCAUUUGGAGGGUCCUGCUGGAUGCGAGUAUUGGCCCUGAUGAGCUGCUCAUCAACAUCUCAACCAAUCAGCUUCUGACAGGGGGAGACAGUUUGUUCCCGUCCAGAUGUGGGACCAGCGGAAGGACCCUAAGCAGCCUAGAGCAAGGCGGGCUGAUGGGUAUCAGCGAGGCGCUGGAGGAGUUUUACUCUGGAGUGCAUAACUUGACAACGAAAAGGGACAGUUCCUUCCAGAACAAAACAGUGCAGAGGCUGGGAGGACCUCCAGCACACUCCAACAGAACCAAGGUGUCAAAGUCCUUCCUUCACAUGUAUUACGAUUCUCCGGCCGUAGGGUGCCGAUAUAUACUGUGGCGCUCUGACCAGACGGGCCGAUGGGAGGCUGAGCAGCUGGGCCGAAUGCUUUCGAGGACCUGCAGAGGGAGGGUUUCCAGUUUAGCCAAGUUGCGGCUGCUGGAAGAUGCUCUCGCCCGGGCCUGGACCAGCUCGGUCUACAGCGAUGUCUGCACCAUGGCCGACCUGGAGAGACCGUGGAGAGACGACCCUGCAAGAGCCCGCCUCGGCCCACAGUGGGAGGUGGCAGAGUGGACACAAAGCCCAGGUGACCGAGAUGUCCGCUGCUCUGAUGAGACCCAACCCUGCGACCAGAUGACCAAACCCCCAACGUCAAAAACUGCACCCGGUCCGUACGCCACCUGGUGGACUGUGUCAGAGUGGGGGACCUUGCCUAAGAGCGUGUGGUGUGGGUGUGAGGAUGAGGGGCGUCAGGGUGUUACCAGGGUGGGGCUGUCGGGCUGUGACCCCCUCACUAAAGCGGUGGCCACCUCCACUCUGCACCCCUGCUACCUAGGCGUAGAUGACUACGUUCACAUCUCCAGUAACCCCUGCGACCUCCACUGCACCACGACCGAUGGCCAGAGGCAGCUGAUGGUGACGGCACGAGACGGCACUUCAUGCAAGUACAGCAGUUACCGCGGCGUCUGUGUGGACGGUAAGUGUGAGCCAAUCGGAUGUGACGGAGUACUGUUUUCCUCGAACACCUUGGAUAAGUGUGGAGUCUGUCAGGGGGACGGCAGCAGCUGCAGCAGAGUCACUGGAAACUUCCGCCGUGGGGCCACGACUCUGGCUGUGACCGACCAGGCGGGCAACUUCUUCUUUAAUGGCGGCUACAAGGUGGACACUCCUCAGAACUUUCACGCAGCAGGUGCCGCUUCUGGUACCGCCCGGCCCAUGGAUGUUUAUGAGACCGGAUCGAGUACAUUGUCGCCAAAGGCCCCAUCGAACCGGGCCAUCAAUAUUCUGAACACCGAUACCUCCCGAGACUCCCUGCCACCCGUCCCACCUCCUCCCGUCUACACCGGGUCAGACACCUCAGCCGGAGAGGUUUCUGUUGAGGUAGGGGGGCCGAUGGCCCCUAACAGCAGUAUUUAUGACCAGGCGGCCCCUGAGAGCCAGUUGGAGCCGGGAGAUGGGCAGAAAGGCCAAGAGACCAACGAGGUGUAUGAGGAGACAGCGGCCAUCGACUGCGACCAGGACGGAGCAGCUGCCCCAAAAUUUACAGAAGGAAACAGCAGCCAUGCAGGCAGCACUGCCAACCCUGCCUCUGCUGGUGGACCCCUGGAUACAGGACCAGACUCCCCAAACCUCAUUUGGAGGGUCCUGCUGGAUGGCCGAAUUGGCCCUGAUGAGCUGCUCAUCAACAUCUCAACCAAUCAGCUUCUGACAGAGGGAGACAGUUUGUUCCCGUCAGAUGUGGGACCAGCGGAGGCGGACCUAAGCAGCCUAGAGCAAGACGGGCUGAUGGGUAUCAACGAGACGCUGGAGUUUACUCUGGGUCGCAAACGCAACGACAGCGGGGACAGUUCCUUCCAGAACAAAACAGUGCAGAGCGCUGGGAGGACCUCCAGCCGCUCCAACAGAACCAGGGGGAAUCAAAGGAUCUACCAGAAGAACCUGAAGCUGAGUGCAGCUGACAUGUAUCGCUGGAAACUUUCAUCUCAGGAGCCAUGCAGCAUGACUUGCUCUAUAGGAGUGUCAAAGUCCUUCGUCACAUGUAUUCGUUACGACGGCGUCGAGGUGCACGAUAUGUACUGUGACGCUCUGACCAGACCGGAGCCGGUCCACGACUUCUGUAUUGGGAGAGAAUGUCAGCCCAGAUGGGAGGCGAGCAGCUGGAGCGAAUGCUCGAGGACCUGCGGGGAGGGUUUCCAGUUUCGCCAAGUUCGCUGCUGGAAGAUGCUCUCGCCGGGCCUGGACAGCUCGGUCUACAGCGAUGUCUGCACCAUGGCCGACCUGGAGAGACCCGUGGAGAGACGACCCUGCAAGAGCCCCGCCUGCGGCCCACAGUGGGAGGUGGCAGAGUGGACCGAGUGUCCUGCUAAAUGUGGCAGCAAAGCCCAGGUGACCCGAGAUGUCCGCUGCUCUGAUGAGACCCAACCCUGCGACCAGAUGACCAAACCCCCAAACGUCAAAAACUGCACCGGUCCGCCCUGCGAACGCCAGUGGACUGUGUCAGAGUGGGGGCCUUGCUCGGGGUCGUGCGGCCAGGGGAAGACGGUCCGUCACGUGUACUGUAAGGCUGCGGAGGGUCGCGUGGUUCCUGAGAACCAGUGCUCUACGGAGGACAAGCCGCUGGCCAUCCAUCCCUGUGGGGAGAGAGACUGUGCCCCACACUGGCUGAGCCAAGACUGGGAGAGGUGUAACACAACCUGCGGUCGUGGCGUGAAGCGAAGGCUCGUCCUGUGCGUGGGCAUCAGUGGAGGACAGUUCCAGACCUUCGAUGAUGAGGAGUGUGGAGGCAGCGAGAAGCCCGAGGAGGAAAACACCUGCUUUGAGAGGCCGUGCUUCAAAUGGUACACCACCCCCUGGUCUGAGUGCACUAAGACGUGUGGUGUGGGUGUGAGGAUGAGGGACGUCAAGUGUUACCAGAACAGGGAGCUGGUCCGGGGCUGUGACCCCCUCACCAAACCGGUGGCCAAACAGACCUGCACUCUGCAGCCCUGCCCCACUGAGCCGCCAGAUGAGAGCUGCCAGGAUCGUCCCUCCACCAACUGCCUGCUGGCUCUGAAGGUGAACCUGUGCAGCCACUGGUACUACAGCAAGGCCUGCUGCCACUCCUGCCGCGCCCUACGGCCCCCAACCUCCUAGUCCAGGACACCACUGCCUCUCCGCACCCCCGACUCAAACUGGCAUGAGGAAACAAAUGGGUACGUUUAUGUACACGUGGUACUGCAGUUACUGUGAACAAUGGGAGGAAAGUCCAGAGCUUCCUCCGAUUACUUGGAUUGACAUGGGUUCAUUUGUCAGUUGGAUAGUUUAAAUGAUCUAAAAUGAAAUCUUGAUGUCAGACAAAAACAUGUUGUCAAUCCUGUUGAUGCUGCAUCAACUGCAAUGUUCACACAUAAAACAAAACAGGUUCAUCAUUGUCUUCAUUCACACAGAACGUGUCUGUUUUAUUUGGAAUAAAUAGAGAAUCAAUUGGUCAAAAAGAGGGAAGCUGUUUUUAAUUUUGAAGGGAACGUCUCCCCCAGCUUUACGGAAAGAAUUGUUUUUUCUUGUCCCGAGAAAUGUUUUUUUCUGACCAUCUCCAAUUUUAUGUCAAGAUCUCAAUGUAACGUCAUUAACUUACGGAAGAAAAAGUAAAUGAAGGAAGAUGGGGGGGACGGACUUUAUAUUCGGGGAAUAAAUGGGCAUGAUGGGAAUUUUUGCAGCCAAAGCAGGACCUAUAUUUACAAAAUAGUUAUUGAAUUUUUUGGCAAUCUCAGUGGGAUCCUCUAUGGUUUUUAUUAUUAAUAUUAAACUUAUUUUGGAUCAGUUGUUUCAGUUGUUUUAUUAUUGGUAUUCCAUGUGCUUCUAAUACCAUUUUUGUAUCAAUUAACUGACAGAACAGACAGUUAAUGUUCCUCAUCAUCCUCACCAUUCUUAUUAUCAUUAUACUGUAUCUCAACCAGAAAGCCAGUUUUAUAUCAGCUGUUGUUCUGGUAGAAAAUCUUCCUCUAACAACACGUGUCAGCAAGAGUCAGAAACAAAAUGGAGUCAACACUCAAACGGUCUCACGGACCUCCAUCACCAGUCAGCAGCUCCAUCUUGUUGUGUCCAUCGUUGCGAUGAAAAGAUCGAUUAAAUUAUUUCUCGACGGAAUAUACUGCAUGACUAGAAUAUUUAAUACAGAUACUGUUUAUGGAAUAUUAUUUAAUUGUGUUUCAGUUUGGUGUCUGGCAUGUAAAAAGUAUAGAUUUCCAUUCCACCCCCCCUCCCCACCCCCCUGCCUGCCCGCUUGGCGCUGUGCCGGUACGCCUGCAGGAUAUGGAAGCAUAUUUAUUAGUCAUAGCACAUUUUCAUUUAUCGUGACGCUCCUGAUGCCAGCCGAUGGUUAUUCCUCGGGUCAACUGAUGCCAGUUCUGGUCUGUGUGUGUGUGUGUGACAGAGGAGAGUUAAUACAAACACAGAAGAUUCCUGACACUUGAAGUAUGGUUGAAAUGUAUUCAGACGUGUACAUGUAUGUGUCAUUUUUAACUUUUGUGUACUGUGUUUUUAUAUAACUGAUACCUCUUUGUACAAAACGAAAGUAUGGACAUUGUGUACUGUUGAUAAUAAACUAAAAACCUAAUGGUACUGACUUGUAUUUCAAUUAAAUAACAAUUCAAAUGAA
Messenger RNA from Perca fluviatilis (European perch), 6141 nucleotides. RefSeq names its product ADAMTS-like 2 (gene adamtsl2). The record is from RefSeq and is a predicted model, not a curated record. Gene Ontology annotation, biological process: extracellular matrix organization. Gene Ontology annotation, cellular component: extracellular matrix. NCBI's taxonomy places the organism in Eukaryota, Metazoa, Chordata, Actinopteri, Perciformes, Percidae.